This is a messenger RNA of Paraglomus occultum, 1845 nucleotides long. The record is from the annotation of a GenBank genome assembly. NCBI's taxonomy places the organism in Eukaryota, Fungi, Glomeromycota, Glomeromycetes, Paraglomerales, Paraglomeraceae.
AUGUCGUUCGCUUGUGUUUCUGAUGAAGUGUCGUCAUUUAACCCACCAACUGUCCCGGAGACCUCGGAAUCCUUCGUCAUGCCUACUGAUAUACACCCAGUGCUGCAACAAAUGGCCCUUAAAAACUGGGAUUACCGUACGUUUGUGUUGCAACUGAUAAAGUCAGGAUCCAUAAUCGAGGACCCGGCAAAGGCCGAAGAAAUAUGGCUGGAAACUUUGCGAAGUUUAUCCCGAAGGAAGAAGAUCAGCUCGAUAUUCCGUGUUUUUUUCAAAAAAUUGAUAGAAUAUCAGAUAAGUCCAUGGGACGAUGAUAACAAGUUGUUGCAUUCAUUAAUAUAUUUACUAAAGGUAGGUUUAAAUUAUGUACAGAAAUUUGUAGAACUCGAUGAAGAAACCGCAAGCGCUUUGGAUCGUCAUGCUGAUCUGUGUGUGCGCUACGAAAUUGCAAAAUCAGCUGAACAUAUGGAGAAUCUCACGAAGAGCUCAUAUCGAAAUUAUUAUGUCUCGAAAGAAAUAAGCGAUCACUUGCGUUCAAAAGUCAAUAUGAAGGAAACUAAAAAAACUGAAAAACGAAUUGUGAUCUUGCCGGGAAAUGAUGAAUCAGACACUAGCACUAGCACUAGCAGUGAAGAUGACUGUGAAUUUGGACUAAAAGAUAGUGAUCUUUUUACACAAAGGUUCGCUGAAUUGGAAACUUCAAAGAAAUGGAAGUUGAAAUCAGGCACAUAUGUUGAAGAUGUACUUUAUGAGCUUGGAAUGACAUGCCAAUACCAUAAUCUUGUUCAUUCUUUUAUUCUUGACCCUGAAGAUCCGUUCAUCAAAAAUGCAUUCACAGAAGAAGAGUUAUUUGAAAUCAUUGAAAAGAAGAAUGGUGAAGAUCAACUAGAAAUUGAUGAUGAGCUUCUUGAAUAUAUAGAUACUUUUGCGAAGGCAAGUCAAAUUUUGAAUUAUAAUCUCUUUUCUAGCUCAACUCAAGAAAUACGAGAAGCAUUGAACACACCACAUUCUCGACUUGGGCAGAACUACAACCCACAAACAGAUUUCAUGUAUGAACACGUCAGGACCACAGUAAUGGACUGGGUCCGACUCCUCGAAAUGCAACCAAACCCUCUAACUCUUGCUAUGCCAGAAGGCUGGUAUUGUGUUAAUGUUUGGCGAACAAUUGACAUUGCAUUUUCAGAUACACCAUACACCUAUGUUAUUGGUGGUGAGAAGGUGGGUGUGGCAUGUACAUGUUCUGAAAGAAAGAAUCGAUAUAGAACACUGGCAAAUGUUGGGCCAAUCCAGCGAAAAGCCAUUGGGAAAAAAGGAGAUGCUUAUGUAAGAACUAUUGGGUCAACACAGAUUGACUGGGCAGUGUCUGAAGCAGGAGCAAAAUGGGAGGGUGUGCAUGGCACAAAGUUGAUGACAGAAUGUGGCCUGAGUUUGCCUCGAACAUUAAAAGACAUUUUGGUUCAUCUUGCCAGCAAGAUGGGCUUUGCUGAACAGAAGUUGAGGAAACUAAAUAUAGUUGGUUUUGCACAUGCUGGUGCAAUUUUAAUUCGCACGAAUCUUGAUUGCCCAGCUGGGUAUAUUUGCCGUUACACGAGAGGAGAACCGCUUGAGGUGUACGCAAAUGUGAAAAAUUUCCACAAGUCUCUGGAUGUUCUAGUAGAAAUUAUAUAUGCAAAACUUCUAAUAUUGCAAACAAUGGAAGUAGUGAGUAAUGAUGAAAAGAAUUCUACUAAUAUUACAAGAUGGAAAGCUAAGAGAAAGUUGAUGUCAGAUGUCACUAAGAUACCUGAUGUCCAUCCAACGCCAAAAAAUAAGAAGCAGAAAACACCCAAUCAACAAAUUAACAGAUGA